GCUCCAGCGCCCCUCCUCUGGCGAGCUGCGGAGCUCGGGAGGGAGAGCGAGCGAGGGAGCUAGCGAGUGAGGAGCUAGGAGCGAGGAGAGGAGCGGAGCGGGCGCAUCCGGAUGAUCAGAGCGCUGCUGCCUGGCCCUGGGCAGCUCGGCGCAGCUCAGCGGAGCGGAGCGAAAAGAGCGGAGCCGUAACCAGCCCAUGCGCCUCCUCCAGCUGCCCCAGGAGCGCAGUCCCGGCCCGGCCCGGCCAGGUCCCGUCCCGGCCCCGGCCCCGGUCCCGGCCGCAGUGAUAUUGGCAGUGCACUUGGAUGGAACGUCACCCAGGCCGACUGACAACACCAAUAUUCCAGGAGCUGAGGCCCGUUUCCAGGAUCCUGGAUCUCUGAUCGUCCCCAUCAUUCCCUCUCUUGCCUUGAUACCUGCAAACAUUUGACUCUCUAGUUGGGUGAUUGAGGACUGCAAAGCUGCUGUCUACGUGGACUGGGGCUGAUAUCUCCCGUCCAUCUGCCAGGACCUCCCUAUCCAAACACAGAGACAUGGCGACCAAUGGGACCAAGAUUGCAGAUGGGCAGAUUUCCACUGAGGUCAGUGAGGCCUCCAUCACCAAUGACAAGCCCAAGACAUUGGUGGUGAAAGUACAGAAGAAGAAAUCAACAGACCUUCCUGACCGAGACACCUGGAAAGGCCGGUUUGACUUCCUCAUGUCCUGCGUAGGCUAUGCCAUUGGCCUGGGGAACGUUUGGCGCUUUCCCUAUCUCUGUGGAAAGAAUGGUGGUGGGGCAUUUCUGAUCCCUUACUUCCUAACUCUCAUCUUUGCUGGAGUCCCUCUCUUCCUUCUGGAGUGUUCCCUGGGCCAGUACACAUCGAUUGGAGGCCUAGGGGUUUGGAAGCUUGCUCCAAUGUUCAAGGGUGUAGGGCUGGCUGCUGCUGUGUUAUCCUUUUGGCUUAAUAUUUACUACAUUGUGAUCAUCUCUUGGGCUAUCUACUACCUGUACAACUCAUUCACCACAACUCUUCCCUGGAGACACUGUGAAAAUUCUUGGAACACAGACCGCUGCUUCUCCAACUACAGCAUCGCAAACACCACCAAUAUGACCAGUGCUGUGGUGGAAUUCUGGGAGCGCAACAUGCAUCAGAUGACAGAUGGGUUGGAGAAGCCGGGGCAGAUCCGAUGGCCGCUCGCCAUCACCCUGGCCAUUGCCUGGAUCUUGGUGUAUUUUUGUAUCUGGAAAGGUGUUGGCUGGACUGGAAAGGUGGUCUACUUCUCUGCCACGUACCCGUAUGUCAUGCUCAUCAUUCUGUUCUUCCGAGGAGUGACACUGCCUGGGGCCAGAGAGGGCAUCCUGUUCUACAUCACUCCCAACUUUGGCAAACUGUCUGACUCAGAGGUGUGGCUGGAUGCGGCUACUCAGAUCUUUUUCUCCUACGGUCUGGGUCUUGGAUCCCUCAUUGCUCUAGGGAGUUACAACCCAUUCCACAACAAUGUCUAUAGAGACUCUAUCAUCGUUUGCUGCAUCAAUUCCUGCACCAGCAUGUUUGCUGGUUUUGUCAUAUUCUCCAUUGUGGGCUUUAUGGCAAAUGUAACCAAGAGGCCAAUUGCUGAUGUUGCAGCCUCAGGCCCGGGGCUGGCAUUCUUGGCAUACCCAGAAGCAGUAACUCAGCUGCCCAUCUCUCCACUGUGGGCCAUCCUCUUCUUCUCCAUGCUGCUUAUGCUGGGCAUUGACAGUCAGUUCUGCACUGUGGAAGGAUUCAUCACGGCCCUGGUCGACGAGUUCCCAAGAUUGCUCCGCAGCCGAAGGGAGCUCUUCAUUGCCAUUGUGUGCAUUGUCUCCUACCUGAUUGGCCUCUCCAACAUCACUCAGGGUGGGAUUUAUGUGUUUAAGCUUUUUGAUUACUACUCAGCCAGUGGAAUGAGCCUCCUCUUCCUGGUGUUCUUUGAAUGUGUUUCUAUCUCCUGGUGCUAUGGGGUCAACCGGUUUUAUGACAAUAUCCAGGAGAUGGUUGGCUCCCGGCCCUGCAUCUGGUGGAAACUCUGCUGGUCCUUCUUUACUCCAAUCAUCGUGGCGGGAGUGUUCAUUUUCAGCGCAGUACAGAUGACACCACUCACCAUGGGCAACUAUGUGUUCCCCAAGUGGGGGCAGGGCGUGGGCUGGUUCAUGGCCUUGUCCUCCAUGGUCCUUAUCCCUGGCUAUAUGGCUUACAUGUUCCUGACCUUAAAAGGCUCCUUAAAGCAGCGCCUCCAGGUCAUGAUCCAGCCCAGCGAAGAUAUAGUUCGUCCAGAAAAUGGGCCAGAGCAACAGCCCCAGUCGAGCAAUUCGGCCAACAAAGAAGCUUACAUCUAGCAGGUUGCCCACGGCAGUAAGACAAAGAGGAUGCUGGAGAAAACUAUCACUCAAUCCAACCUGGUUGAACAUGACCAUAAAUUGAUGUCUGAAGAUACUAUCGAUCAACCUACCUCUAGUGGCAAAAAAAAAAAAAGAAAAGAAAAA
This is a messenger RNA of Dromiciops gliroides (monito del monte), 2486 nucleotides long. RefSeq names its product solute carrier family 6 member 1 (gene SLC6A1). Gene Ontology annotation, molecular function: gamma-aminobutyric acid:sodium:chloride symporter activity. Gene Ontology annotation, biological process: neurotransmitter transport; sodium ion transmembrane transport. NCBI's taxonomy places the organism in Eukaryota, Metazoa, Chordata, Mammalia, Microbiotheria, Microbiotheriidae. The transcript has 16 exons. The record is from RefSeq and is a predicted model, not a curated record. Gene Ontology annotation, cellular component: axon; cell surface; plasma membrane. The coding region runs from base 534 to 2339 and encodes 601 amino acids.